AUGACUGCCGAGAUCUCUCUGGCCCGGCCCGGCCCUCCUGGAUCCGAUCACCACCCCGAGCCCCCACCUGAGGAGUCCCAGCCCCCUAAGGAUACCUCAGCCUCUGUCUCAGGACAGACCGUCCACACCGUCGAGGCAACAGAGAGACGCCUCGUUCGCAAGCUGGACAGGCGGCUUGUGGUGCUUGCGUUCUUGUGCUACCUGGCCGCGUUCCUGGACCGGUCCAACAUCGGAAACGCCCAGACGGCGGGGAUGGGGAAGGACCUUGGUCUCAGUGAUGCUCAGUACCAGUGGCUCCUCACGAUAUUCUAUAUCCCGUACAUCAUCUUUGAGUGGCUGGCGCUGAUGUGGAAAAUCACACCUCCUCACAUAUGGGCGGCCGCAACAGUCCUCACCUGGGCCGUAGCCUCCAUCCUCCAGGCCGCCUCCUUCAGCUGGUCCAGCCUGAUGGCAUGCCGAUGGUUCCUAGCCACCGCCGAGGCAGGCUUCGGCCCAGGCAUGCCGUACCUCUUCUCCUUCUACUACAACCGGCGCGAGCUCGGCGUGCGCUGCGGCAUCUUCCUGUCGGCCGCGCCCCUGGCGACCACCUUCGCCGGCGCACUCGCGUACGGCAUCACGGGCUCGACCUACCGCAUCGCGAGCUGGCGCCUGCUCUUCAUCAUCGAGGCCCUCCCGCCCCUCCUCCUCUCCCUGGUGGUCUUUUUCGUGCUGCCGGACUCGGCCGCCAGCGCGGGCUUCCUCACAGAGCACGAGAGGGCCCUCGCCCGCGCCCGCGCCCUGCGCACCACCGGCCAGGACGACACGGGCACGUCGACAGGAACGCGCCUGGGCCACAUCGACUGGGCCGAGGUGGUGGGCGCCCUGCGCACCCCGCAGGUCUGGGUGCAGGCGCUCAUGUACUUUAGCUGCAACGUGGCCUUCGCCUCGCUGCCUGUGUUCCUCCCCGCCGUGCUGACGGGUAUGGGCUUCACGAGCGUCAACGCACAGGGCCUCACCGCCCCCCCUUACUUCCUCGCCUUUCUCGUGUGCAUCGCUUCCACGUGGCUGGGUGACCGCACGCAGCAGCGCGGUCUCCUGAUCACCUUGCUCUCCGCCGUGGGCUGCACCGGCUACAUCCUCCUCGCGGCGUGCAGAGCUGUCGCCGUCAGGUACGUCGGCGUCUUCCUCGCCGCGGCAGGUGUGUUUCCUGCCAUCGCCAACAUCCUGUCAUGGCUGCUCAACAACCAGCGCGGCGAUACCAGGCGUGGCGCAGGGAUUGCCGUCAUGAACAUUAUUGGGCAGUGCGGUCCCCUGCUCGGCACGCGCGUCUUCCUUGCCGCCGAGGGGCCGUACUAUGUCAAGGGCCUGUCGGCCUGUGCGGCCUUCAUGUUCCUCAAUGCGGUGCUGGCGUUUGGGCUGCGGACCUACUUCAGCCACAUGAACAAGAGGUGGGACAGGGAGGCGAGCCAACGUCAAGGAAGCAUGGCUGGCCACGUUGCGUCCUCGUCCGAGAAGGUCGAUGUUGCAGGUGUGGAGAGCAAAAUGUCGUCCGAGUGGCGAUUUGCGCUGUGA
Messenger RNA from Cryphonectria parasitica EP155, 1551 nucleotides. Its product is annotated as MFS general substrate transporter. Gene Ontology annotation, biological process: transmembrane transport. NCBI's taxonomy places the organism in Eukaryota, Fungi, Ascomycota, Sordariomycetes, Diaporthales, Cryphonectriaceae. Gene Ontology annotation, molecular function: transmembrane transporter activity. The transcript is spliced from 5 exons. The record is from RefSeq and is a predicted model, not a curated record. Bases 1 to 1551 code for a protein of 516 amino acids. Gene Ontology annotation, cellular component: membrane.